GCUGGAGGACGAAGCUCAGAAGAGACUAGAAGCUGAGAAUAACCUGGUCCUGUUCCGCAAGGACGUGGAUGAUGCCACGCUGUCCCGUCUGGAGCUGGAGAGGAAAAUUGAGUCUCUGUUGGACGAAAUUGCGUUCCUCAAGAAAAUGCACGAUGAGGAGAUCCAGGAGGUGCAGGUGAGUGUGCAGACCCAGCAGCUGCAGGUGGAGGUGGACUCGUACAAACCUGACCUGACGGGGGCUCUGCGGGACAUCCGGGCGCAAUACGAGAACAUCGCCGCCAAGAACAUGCAGGAGUCCGAGGAGUGGUACAAGUCCAAGUUUGCAGACCUGACUGACUCAGCCAAUCGGAACGGAGAGGCCCUGCGCCAGGCCAAACAGGAAGCCAAUGAGUCUCGGAGGCAGAUCCAGAGCCUGACCUGCGAGGUGGACGCUGUGAAGGGCAUGAACGAGGCUCUCCUGCGGCAGAUGCGCGAGAUGGAGGAGCAGUUCAGUGUGGAGGCGGUCGGUUACCAGGAGAACGUGUCCCGGCUGGAGCAGGAGAUCCGACACCUGAAGGAGGAGAUGUCCCGGCACCUGCGGGAAUACCAGGACCUGCUCAACGUGAAGAUGGCGCUGGAUAUCGAGAUCGCCACCUACAGGAAGCUGCUGGAAGGGGAGGAGAGCAGGAUCACGAUUCCGGUUCACAGCAUGCCCUCUGUCAGCUUCCGCAGCACGGACUAUGACCACGGCCAGGAUAGUCACAGCAAGAGGACAGUGAUGAUUAAGACGAUCGAGACCCGUGAUGACGAGGUGGUGAAGGAAUCGAGGAAGGAGCAACAGUGCGAGCAGGAUGAGUAGAGUCCAUGAAGAAAGAAACAGGAGCCGGGAAUCCCAGCUCACUGAAAGAUACAAGACAGCCAAGCCACCAGAACAACUACCAAUGCCUUAUUACCCUCCACUGCCACAGUACCUAGAGAAUGCAAAACAGCUACCAAUGCCUUAUUACCCUCCACUGCCCCAAUACCUAGAGCAUGCAAAACAGCUACCAAUGCCUUAUUACCCUCCACUGCCCCAAUACCUAGAGCAUGCAAAACAGCUACCAAUGCCUUAUUACCCUCCACUGCCCCAAUACCUAGAGCAUGCAAAACAGCUACCAAUGCCAUAUUACCCUCCACUGCCCCAAUACCUAGAGCAUGCA
Polyodon spathula (Mississippi paddlefish) is the source of this 1178-nucleotide messenger RNA. RefSeq names its product peripherin-like. Gene Ontology annotation, cellular component: plasma membrane; type III intermediate filament; axon. NCBI's taxonomy places the organism in Eukaryota, Metazoa, Chordata, Actinopteri, Acipenseriformes, Polyodontidae. The record is from RefSeq and is a predicted model, not a curated record. The transcript is spliced from 8 exons. The annotation marks the transcript as partial. Gene Ontology annotation, molecular function: structural molecule activity.